GAUGUUGGCACUACUAUAGUACCAAUCGCCUAGAUUAACCUAGAUUUACUCCUCAUUCAGGCUUUAGACAUCAUCAAAUCGCAGGCAAAGGAGAGGCAGGACGCGGAGGACGCGAGAGCGAUCAGGGCGAAGUAACACCCUCCACAACGACAUUCACCGAUAUGACUGCAGCCGUCUCUGUCGACAUCGAAGGCGGCACACUACGCACCUUGGACUGGUUUGUGUUUUUAGCUGCUGAGGCGAAAGUCAGAGAUGAGUUCGAGGGCAAUGUCUUAAUCUCGGAUCCAAGUACGAACCUUGAGACCUUCCAAAUAUGCGAAAUCAUGUCGGUGGUGAUGCGACCGCGUUCUAAGUUUCCCGACGAGAGGAAGCUCCGGAUCGAAGGCUGCGCCACGAAGGAGGACCUCACCCACCCUGCAGAGAUUGGCCGCGAAGGCCAGCGCUACCUCAUGGUCGGCAAAGACGGCAACACUUAA
Molecule: messenger RNA, 476 nt
Organism: Postia placenta MAD-698-R-SB12
Lineage: Eukaryota; Fungi; Basidiomycota; Agaricomycetes; Polyporales; Adustoporiaceae
Exons: 3
Coding region: 162-476 (104 amino acids)
Source: RefSeq, a predicted model, not a curated record